UAUGUUGCCUUGUAAACAAUUAAGAAAAAUUGUUAUUAGAAAUUGUCCUAUAAAAAUUAUCUCUAUAAAGUUAUUCAUUAAUAAUAAAGAUUUGGACGUUGUAACUAAUGACUACAGAUGCAACGAAGGGUAUGGCUGCUAUUCACAGAAUUUAAUUUCCAACAAAAAAAUUCAAAGAAAAUGCGAUAAAGAUCAUUUGCAAAUAUUUAUUCACGAAUCUUGUAAAUUAGACUGUCGAUCCAGUUGUUUAUCGAACGAGGUCCUUCUUGCGUCAAACGACCCUACAAAAGCCGUUUUAGAUAGGAAAAGUACCUGGUACGAAACGAGAAAGAACUCCUGCUUUCAGGAAGAUUUUAUUACGUGUUUAGAUAAGGAUUUUGAAGGCGAAACUCGCAAUCUUUCGCCAAUUCUAACUUUUAAGGAGACUGAUGAAAUAGAUAACUGUAAAAUUGUUAAAAUUGAUACUGAUUUAUGGAAAGAGAAUGAACUUAUUAGAUUAGAUUACAUAGAUUGCAGUCGUCUUAUUAUAAUUGGUAGUAAAAGAUUAAAAAAUUCAAAUUUUAAAGAAAUUCGUUUAAGUUUUAAAGGAAGACCUUCAAUGACUUUUAAAGAAAUAUUUUCAAGAGUAGCAUUUAAGAGGGUUAUAAUUAACAACAUGGAUAUUGAUGUUUUAGAUUUUGAUUGGUUUAAAGAUUGGAUUUUCUCUCGAAUUUCUAAAAGGUCUUUAAUACUAAACAACUGUAAUAUUCACCAUAUAAAAGAUAGGCUAAAUAAUUUUCUGUGGCACAACGUAGAAUUUAAAAGAUGCUCAUUUAAAGAUUCUAUUAUCACUCUACCAAAAAGCGUCAUUCAGCUUGUUUACACAGAUAUUUCAAAUAAAAAACCCAUUAAAAUUUAUGAAAAUUCUAUUGGGCGACGAACUGAAUUAUUAAGAAUUAGCGGUGAAAAAAAUCAGUUAGACUUUAUUGAAAGAGACGCUUUUAAGAACGCCCAGAGCUUGACGGAUUUAUUUUUAAACUUGAAAGUUUCAAAAGUGAAAGUUAGUCGCUAUUUAAAGAAUAUAACCUAUUGGACAAGUACAUUUCUCUUAAAUUUAACAAUCCGUGUAGACUACUUAGGAGAUACUGAAGCUAAAUCGCUAAUUGAAUACAGAAAAUUGAAACUAAUUAACUUGAUCAAUAGCGAUAUUGUUAUUGUUAAUAGUUCAUGGGUACCAAGGAUAGACGCUUUAUCCAUCGUAUUUACAAAUAAAUGGCCUAGAAUUAUUCAUCUUGCAAUAUUUGAAAAGCGGCAAAGUUUACGAAUAGAAGCUUUCAAGGGAAUAAACGAUAAAGAAUUUAGAAUAAGUGUUAGAGAAAAAUAUACGGAAAGAGAUGAUAAAUCUCAAGCUUUAGCUGAAUUAGCAGAAACUGUUAACUUUCUCGUUCUGAUUCCUGGAAAGUUUCCUCCUAUGUCACAACAAGAACAGGAUAUAACCAUAAAAACAAGUGCAGGCGCAGUUGAUUUAGCCUUUGAUAACGUGAGAGAAAACAUUUUACCAUCGUUUGAUGUAAAGUAUACUAUAAUUGAUACAGAUUGUGACCCAGUUGUUGUUUUAGGAAAAUCUGCGGAAAAAUUGUUAAGAGGUAAUACUACUGCAAUAAUUGGACCAUACUGCGAAAAAGUAACUUCAUUCAUAAAUGCUAUAUGUUCGCAAUUAAGAAUUCCGUUAUAUACUGGUUUUACAAAACCUGACCAGUAUACUGAUAAAAAAAGAUUUAAGGUGUUUGUCGAUAAGGCUAAUCGACAUUACAGCGAAAUUACAAAGAAAAUAUCAAACGAAAUGAAUAAUCAUGGCAUUGAAAUUAUUGAUCUAGUGGAGUAUAUUCCCAGACCCAUAAAGGAUUCGUUUUACGUACAAGGCGGUAGGAUAAUUGUUUUGUGUCUCUCUGCUGGGAGCUUCAGAAACUUUGUAAGCUCUUUCAAAAACAGUCGACACAAAGCAAGAGGAUACUUUUUCAUUGUAAUACAAAUAGCAAAACAAGCAGUACUCGAUACAUUUUCCUGGCAAAGGGUCAAACCCGAGGACGAUUUACUGAAAGAUAUUUACGAAUACAUGUUUUUUGUCAGACUCGGUAAUUUUCAAAAAAGAGAAACUUAUACAAAGUUUAAUGAGAUGUUGAAAGAACUAUCCUGGAAAAAUUACAACUAUAGAUAUGGCGAGAGAGAAAAAGUUGAAUGGGCAACUUACUUGUUAUACGAUUCCGUUAUGAUAUCCGCACACGCUAUAAAUAGAACGUCAAAGUUAAACUUAAACUAUGGAGAUGUUUAUGAUAUACGUAGAGGCCUUCAUAAUUUGGAGAUACCGCAAGGCCUAUCUGGUUAUAUAUAUUACAAUGACGCUUCAGUGAGAUUUCAAGACUAUAGCGUUUAUCACUUUCAACGCGGAAGAGAAGAGCUGGUAUUUCAAUUCUUGGCUAUGAAUGAAUCUCUUAUAGAGAAGACCGAUAUUAUAUGGGAAUCUGGGAAAGUUCCUGCAGAUAACUUUGAAAAAUGUGAUGAUAACUUUGAAAUUUGUCCUGAUGGUAAACGAAAGUCAAGAAUGAGAAUAUUAGAGAUAAAUACUCAUAUAUAUUAUUUUUAG
Molecule: messenger RNA, 2623 nt
Organism: Dimorphilus gyrociliatus
Lineage: Eukaryota; Metazoa; Annelida; Polychaeta; Dinophilidae
Source: the annotation of a GenBank genome assembly